Molecule: messenger RNA, 543 nt
Organism: Vairimorpha ceranae
Lineage: Eukaryota; Fungi; Microsporidia; Nosematidae
Product: reverse transcriptase
Exons: 1
Coding region: 1-543 (180 amino acids)
Source: RefSeq, a predicted model, not a curated record
AUGGCUACAAAAUGCGAAAAGAUGCUAGGACAUGACUAUAUGAGAAGACAUAAUGAGGUAGUCAAGUGUAUACACAUGCUGCUGUGUAAGAAAUAUAAGAUAGAAGAUUCAGGAAAGAAACUAAGAAGUCAUUCAGUCCAACAAAUAGUGGCCAAUAAAUAUGUAAAAAUAAGAAUAGAUACUACCAUAAAGAUAGACGUGAAGAUAAAAUACAAUAAGCCAGACAUUGUCGUUAUUGAUAAAAAGAGUAAAGAAAUAUUAAUUGUUGAAAUUGGUGUUACUUCGAUUGACAAUCUACAACAGGUAGAAUCUAAGAAGUUAAGAAAGUACGACGUAUUGGUUAAUGAACUUGGUUUGAUUCAUGAAUGCAAAACAAGAAUAAUUCCAUAUGUAUUGACAUGGGAUGGUAUCGUUACAAAAUACCAUGCAAAAUACAGGAAGGAGCUUGCAAUCUCUGAUCAAAUUGAAGCUUAUAUUCAAUCGGUCGCUCUAAAAAAACUCUUGAAAGUGUCUCGAUGGAGUUCAGCCGAGGAGCAGAUCUGA